AUGGAGAAAAGGGCUUCUACACAAGCUGCUGUGCCACUGAUGCGGCUGCUGCUGCUUUUGUGGUUGUUUGUGUUCCCAGCACUGGCUUGCCCAUCGGACGGCAGUCAGUGUAGAGACUGCGUGGCUAAUCAGAUGAAGUUUGGAUGCCCAGAAUGCACGCCGGUUCUGCGGUGUAUGGCUCGAUGCUUGUGGGGUGGAAGCUCAAGGGCCAACUGUGUCAAGAUGUGUAACUGUGGUUCUGGUGGCAAACCUAAGCUCUCUGACUGCAAGAAGUGCAUGUUGCGCUGCAAGUGCAACUGCAUGUCAUAG
Prunus armeniaca (apricot) is the source of this 309-nucleotide messenger RNA. NCBI's taxonomy places the organism in Eukaryota, Viridiplantae, Streptophyta, Magnoliopsida, Rosales, Rosaceae. The record is from the annotation of a GenBank genome assembly.